AUGAUAGAGCAUGCCAAUACCAAAAAUUUAUCCAAUCACAUAGGGGAUUUGUAUCAGACUGUGGGUGGGACCUCGUUUUACAGUGGACCGAGAGAACCUUUUCACCACCCCACCACCAGCACGGAAUUAACCACAAUCCCACCGUCAAUCACAUCUCCUCCCGCCAAAAUCCCUUCCCGUCCUCGUAAAAUCCGUAAAGUCUCACUCGAUGAUGCUGCUGCUGCUGCCACCACUGCUUACGACCCUAAGUCCUCCCAAGCCUCCUCCACAACCACAACUGAACCAACCAAAACUACUGCCACCAAAACCCCAAGAACAAAAACUGCCCAACAGCGAGCAAUCGUGGUUCCGCGGAUCAUGGCAAGAUCUCUAACAUGUGAAGGUGAACUUGAAAACGCAAUUCACCAUCUCCGUAACGCUGAUCCACUCCUUGCUUCCUUAAUUGACGUCUACCCGCCCCCUACCUUUGAUACCUUCCCCACUCCUUUCCUUGCCCUGGCUCGCAGCAUUCUUUACCAGCAGCUUGCUUUUAAAGCAGGGACUUCAAUUUACACGCGCUUUAUUUCGCUCUGUGGUGGUGAGGCUGGAGUUUUGCCUGAAACAGUUCUUGCUUUGACUGCACAACAGUUAAGGCAAAUUGGGGUUUCCGGGCGUAAAGCGAGUUACCUUCAUGAUCUAGCUAGAAAGUAUCAAAAUGGUAUAUUAUCGGAUUCUGCGAUUGUAAAUAUGGAUGAUAAAUCGCUUUUUACUAUGCUUACUAUGGUAAAUGGGAUCGGUUCUUGGUCUGUGCAUAUGUUUAUGAUUUUUUCACUGCAUAGACCGGAUGUGUUGCCAAUUAAUGAUCUUCAAGUGAGGAAAGGGGUGCAGUUGCUAUAUAAUCUGCCGGAGUUGCCACGGCCGUCACAGAUGGAUCAGUUGUGUGAAAAAUGGAGGCCUUAUAGGUCGGUUGCGUCAUGGUAUCUUUGGAGAUUACAAGAGGUAAAAGGGUCACCUUCCAGUGCGGUGGCAGUGGCUACUAGUGGUAAUUUGACGCAGCAACAGCAGGAGGAACAACAGCACCAGCAGCAACCUCAGCUUAUUGACCCAAUAAACAGCAUUCUAAAUCUUGGGGAUUUCUUGCUCGUAGUAUUGUUCCUUGCUGGAUUUACAUUCAUAGAACUGCAGGAUGUUAAUGUGCAUGGAAUUGUCGUUUUGAGUUUUAAAUUUUUAAUUGCUGAAAGGGGUCAAACAUUUUCAAAAGCUUUGCAUCACAAGUCUAGUUGGACUGGAAAUUUUAUGGAGAAAGGGAAAUGGACAGACCAAGGUUGUUAUAAUGGGGAUUGUUACUGCAUCGUGAACAGGGGGAGGGGUUUUGUUAGUAUUGAAUUAAUGGCAUAUGCUUAUAGUGUGGAAUACUCCGUAUUCAAACAUUUGUGGUUUUGGGAUCUGACUCCCUACCCACCUGUGAUGAGAUGGAUGUGGACCACUCUUGAAUCAUCUAAUGGGGAGGCACUUGAUUUCACAUGGACCCAGGUCUCUUGGAAUGUAAAACAUGGUUUCUGGGGGUCUUAUAUGUUGAGGGCAUUAGAUGAAUCAGAUAGCAGAGGUGCAUCAGCUAAAUUGCCUGGAGGAGCUAGCAGGAGCGUUUUCAAAGAACUUCCAGAGCACAAUCCUUCACUCUUGCCCUAG
This is a messenger RNA of Dovyalis caffra, 1668 nucleotides long. The record is from the annotation of a GenBank genome assembly. Lineage: Eukaryota; Viridiplantae; Streptophyta; Magnoliopsida; Malpighiales; Salicaceae.